AUGGGACGACAUGGAAAUGAAAGUUGUGAUGGUCGGCAGCUACACCAUUUGCGCUUUGCUGAUGACAUCGUACUGAUUACACCUAGCAUCAGCCGAGCGGAACGAAUGCUGAUCGAAUUCGACGAAACAUGUGGAUGCAUCGGUCUUCAGCUGAAUCUACAAAAGACGAUGUUCAUGUGGAACGGAUGGGUCUCGGAUGCCGCAUUGACCGUCAACGGAACGAACAUAUUCGAAUGCGCCAGCUACGUGUAUCUGGGUCGAGAAUUGAACAUGAUGAACAACCUGACCCUUGGAGCUGGACAGGAGGAGACGAGCGCCUUGGGGAAUGUAUAA
Molecule: messenger RNA, 333 nt
Organism: Necator americanus (New World hookworm)
Lineage: Eukaryota; Metazoa; Nematoda; Chromadorea; Rhabditida; Ancylostomatidae
Exons: 1
Coding region: 1-333 (110 amino acids)
Source: RefSeq, a predicted model, not a curated record